Molecule: messenger RNA, 1550 nt
Organism: Moneuplotes crassus
Lineage: Eukaryota; Ciliophora; Spirotrichea; Euplotida; Euplotidae
Source: the annotation of a GenBank genome assembly
AAACACUGAGAAUGGAAAGUAUGAAGGAGAAAAUGCUUGCCAAAAUGGGUCAAAGGAUCCAGGUCGAUAAAGCAGCAGAAGAAGCUAAGCAGGAAGAGAUCAAGAAGAAGAAAGCUGAAGAGCUUGCAAAGAAAAAGAAGGGAUUGAGACUCAAAAAGCAAAAACAGAAAGAGGCUGAAAAAUUAGUCCAAGCUGAACAAAAGGUUAAAUCUGCGAAGGAAGCUCUUGUGUUCUCUCUCAUUCUGUUGAUCGAGUACCAGGGAGAAAAGAUUUUGAGAAGACAUUGGCCUAUUAUUUAUAACAUUAUUGAUCAAUCCCAGCUAGGUGAGAUAUUCGAAGAAAGAGAUGCCAACGACAGAUGUUCAAAUCUUCCUUGUUAUAGAGCCUUAUCCAACCGAGGAGCUUCCCAAGGCCAGCUGCUUGACCUAUUCGAGCAGGAGAAAGAGAAAAAGAAAGGAUAUUUUAAUGAGAAGGCUACUGAAGAACUUCUUAAUUUGUUCUUUUGCUCUCCAAAAUGUAAGAACCAGGCUAGGGAGGACAUAGAAAAGGUGAAUCGGGAUUUGGACAGCUACCACUUCAAGGGUAUUUCUAGCUUUAAGUUCUUGGCAAAGUACCCUGCGUCUAAUGUCAAGUUGCUUGAGUACUAUGAUGCAAUGGCUGAAUUCAAAGCUCUAUGUGAGAAAGUCAGGAAUUUACCUACUGAAAUUGAAACAAGCUUCAAACAAUUGGUCAAAGAAGAAUCAAGCCUUGACCCAGAGACCCAGUCGAGUAGCACCUUGGUCGAGGAAGAGAAGAAGCAAGAUGGCUCUCCCUUCAUCGUUGAGAAGCAGUUCACCCAAAAAGAGCAGGAAGAUAUACUUGACAAAAAGAUUUCUCAUGAAGAGGUUAUUGAGGGGUAUGUUCCGAAGGAGCAGCCUCAGAAGUCCAUCCUGAAGCGGAGGAACAAUGGGAGUUUUACUUUGAAAGAGCCUCAAAGCAAGGUGAAAUUUGACGAUGAUGAUUCUACAGACCAGGAAGAAGAUACUGAAAUCAGUGAAGACUCUUCUGAGGAAGAUCCUCAUGAAGUCCUUGCUGACAUUGGUACUGAGCUUCAAGUCUCCAGUUAUACCAAGCUAAGCAUGCUCUUUAUUUCUGCUUGUGACAAGAACAGGCUUAGUGAAUUUGUCAGAUAUCCGAAGCUUGAAAUCCAGAACCCAGACUUUGAUAAGCUUGAUAUACUUUGUGAGAGGCUAAGGAAGGAGUUCAACCUUCUUGUUGACUCUAAGAUCGAAGAACAAACAAGGAUCUCUCUUUGGAACGAGAUUAGGAGACUUCUUUCCUCCUUGAACUAUUACUACUCUUCUAUACCAAGCUUGAAUGCAAAGGAGAGUAAGAUGAUGAUCUACUGCCUUGUGAAGUUUAUUCAAGACCAUAAGCUUGUCACUGAUGUUCAAGACUGGGUCGCCAGCCUCAACAGUGGCGACUGUGAAGAAGCACUUUGUAGUUACUUCACACUGUAAAAUGAAGGUUUUACUAUAUGGAAUUAAUUUGAAUAUCCCUCUGUCAAUUUU